Messenger RNA from Penicillium canariense, 1407 nucleotides. RefSeq lists its product as uncharacterized. NCBI's taxonomy places the organism in Eukaryota, Fungi, Ascomycota, Eurotiomycetes, Eurotiales, Aspergillaceae. The record is from RefSeq and is a predicted model, not a curated record. The transcript is spliced from 6 exons. Gene Ontology annotation, molecular function: nucleic acid binding. The annotation marks the transcript as partial.
GCCCUAAAAUACCCCAUCACUGGGAUCGUUACGGCAUCAAUCAAGCUUGAGCACCACCCGAGGCGAUGGCGAGGAGCAGAAGUCGUGGUGCUACGCAAGCCCUCGAAUCAGGACUAUUCGAUUGCUGGGGCAUAUCGCCUGAUCUUGCUCCUUAACAUACUUAGUAAAAUCCUCGAAGUAGUUAUGGCUCUACGACUGUCGUACCUAGCGGAGAGAAAUAGCCUGUUACCCGAUACACAAUUCGUGACGCUCGUCGCGUUCGAUCUAAAAGGAGCCUUCAACGGGGUCAAUAAACUUAGCCUCGACUGCCGCCUCCGGGUAAAGGGAAUCCCGACCAUCGCUCGAAAGUGGAUAGGGAGUUUUAUGACCGACCGCUUCGCUAGUAUAGGCCUUGACGACUUCCGUACCGAGGUCUUACCGCUAGCGAAUACAGUACUGGCGCAAGGCUCACCACUCUCACCGAUUUUGUUUUCGUUCUCUAACUCCGAUCUAGUCGACGAACCGGUCGAUUUCCACGGUAGCGUAUUAGCCUUCAUCAAUGACUACUUCCGUUGGCGAGUAGGCCGCUCGGCCGAAGAGAACUUGGCCAAGAUAGAAUCUGAAGAUAUCCCUCGCACGAGUUAUGGGCCCGGCAGACAGGGUCCUGUUAGCGGCCGAAAAGACCGAGCUAAUCCACAUCACGAGAGGAAGAAUCGAGCAGUUACAAGGAUAAGUGUAGAAGCUUUGAAGACUAUUGACUUACAAAGACCAAAUGAACUGAGACGAAUGACCCAAGCUCGCUACCACCGUGGCGCGCUAAGGCAUUUGCAGAGAUUGUGUUUGGAUCAGACCGAAAAACAUACCUCUAGACGCAAGCGGCAGCUAGGUGCUGCCAUCACGGUUGAAGUAGUUGAGGUCCAAAAGUUCCAGGUCGGGCCAACAGACCGGUGGUCAGUCCAUACAGCGGAGCUCAUUAGCAUCUUCUACGCUAUGAGCGUGGUGUUCAAGAUCGCCAUCAGCAAUCAACAAGAAUCGCCAAUUCUAAGCGACCGUAGGUCGGCCUUGCAGACAACUCAGAACCCAAGGAAGAGGUCAGGGCAACGGAUUGCGCACGCGAUCCUCCAAGCCGCCACGGAGGUCCAACUAGGGGGAAUUGCGCUUCGCCUUCAAUGGAUACCAGGGGACUGCAAUAAACCGGGAAACGAUGCUGCGGAUCGAUUAGUCAAGGACACCGCGCGCCCAGGCAAACCCCACCCCUUCCGCCCACUACUAUCACGGGAAAGUGCGCGUCUGCCCGGCAAUAUGCUCAACCAGUGGGAUCAGGCAUGGACGUCAUCCAACAAAGGUGAUCACUGCGAAAGAUCGGCACCUACCAGCAGCCUACACAGGAGGCUAUAUGUGAGCUUGCCCAGGAACCAGGAUUAUUAG